Molecule: messenger RNA, 2367 nt
Organism: Suillus clintonianus
Lineage: Eukaryota; Fungi; Basidiomycota; Agaricomycetes; Boletales; Suillaceae
Exons: 5
Coding region: 471-2090 (539 amino acids)
Molecular function (GO): protein binding
Source: RefSeq, a predicted model, not a curated record
UCUCAUCAUCGAUAAGACCCACCAGGUCCAGGAAUCAUGAUUGGCAGCUCGAGCCUCAAAAACCUGCUUCUUGAACAGUUCCGGCCUGCCAUGCGGUGAUGCACCUAGCGCGGAGGUGUGGUAGUUGCCAGAACCCAUGAAGCGAAUCCUCACGCGGACUCAUCCUCCGUCUUCCUCCGUCGCCGCCUCGCGAAACGAUUCACUGUUAUCGAUCAAGAGCAACAUCGUCGCAAUUUGAAUUUCGCUACAAUUAUCAGCUAUUAUAAGUCAACCGUCUACGCUGCAAAACCCGUGCCUGCCGACUUCACGGGGUGCCGAUUGCACGGGGCCUGAUAGACAUUGUACCAAGUUGUGCCAAGUUGCUCUACCAACAAGAUGGAAGAGAAGACAUACGAACUUGGUCGGAGUUUCGACUGGACGUUUUUCAUGCGAUAAAUUCUGCAAGGGCCUUUCAAGUUGAAUGUCGCCCAAUGUCUCAAAUGUCUGCUACAUCCCACUUCCUUCACCUCCCCGACGAUGUGCUUGUAUAUCUGCUCGACCUGGCACCUAUGAGUGACCUGGAGAGUGUCUCCAAGACAUGUAAACAACUCAAAACUAUCUGUGGAUUAGUUCGCGCCCCGUACCUGUAUGAGCUCAACCACGAGGGUCUAGAGUACAACGCUGCGUCCGCAUCAUCAACCGUGUCCUUUUCACAUGCGCUGGCUUCCCUCAGGUGCAGAGAAAACAGAUGGAGGACAAUGCGCCCAAUAUCUUCGUCCUACCGUUCAACUUUGAACGAGAGCAAUUUCACUAGCUACUCUCAAAAUGUAGCUUUGUAUGUGUCCAGGCAGAUAGCAUCAGCUGUUGUCCACGGGGACACGGUGGAACAUUCAACAUAUCACGGCCAAAGCAACGAAGUUACUCGAUUCCAUGACGCCGAUGUACUGCAGGACCUUCUUGUUCUUCUACGAAUGCACAUUGGAACGGGAGUGUCAUAUCUCUGCUUCCUCUCCUUGAGAGGGAUGUCUCCGCAUUCAGCAGCUGCUAGUCCAACGCGUAUCAUCCUCACCGGCAUCAGUCCCAUGGGAUACAUUUCUGCUCCACUCCAUGCUCAUGGUUUAAGAAUACUCGGUACCUGGUGUGCGUUGCUCACAACGGUUCGCUGUUCAAUGAAGCCGGAAGCGCAAGUCAAUACCCUCUUGCUUUGCAACUGGAAAACCAAUUCAUUAAUCAAAUUGGCGGGUGUUCAUCCCGACAACAUCGACGAUUUUCAUUUUAUAAACUCCCGCACACUUGCCGUCAUUCAUAGAGCGGCCUCUAAUUCAUCUCAACUAGUUCUCCGCCUCUACGACGUCACUUUGCCAAGCCAAAUCUCUUCAUCCGGUUGUGUGAGACUCCGCUUGUCUUUGCGUUUACCCCUUAUCGAGAACCAUGCAUACAUACUACCUAUCAGUCGUAUGGUUCUACCGAGAGCGUCGCAAGAGCAGGUUCUCCAGCCCGAUCAGCGCCCUCAUGAAAUAUUAUCCCCGAAUAGCGGAAUCAUGGCUUUGUCGAUACCUCUUGGAAUGGGUACCGAGGAGGCUCGAUUGAACAUCGCUAUCGACGUUGCAAUGUUGCUUUCCAUCGCUCGUGGCAACGACAUUUCUGACCGCACGAUGUCCUGGAGCCAGUGGGGUCCAAAGAUAUCGCGCGUUUUCUUGACCAACGAUGUCCUCCGCGCAGAAGGCGAUGUAAAGCCCCUCCAGGACGUGGAAGGCUAUAGAAUAGCCUUUUCCACGAACAUAGACUGCGGUGAUAGCCAAACUCCCAUUUCAGAGGAGCAUUCCCGUCCUGCAGCUUUCAUUAUAGACUUCAAUCCUGCGAGUGUCCGAUGGGCUCGUCAAGAGGACAAGGCAGGUCGUGGACUGCGUGGUGCUUUGGUAACAGAACCGAGUGUUUUACGACCAGGACACUUCUUUGCAGAGGAGGUAGUCAGCUCUCUGCCUUAUACCCGAACUAUGCUCGAGGGAUACCUGCCCCAACACCAAAUUCGGCUUUCACGAGAUGAAGUCGUCUAUCCUGCCCAUCCGGUGCAAGAAUCUCCACUGCAUAAUGUUUACAGCUUUGCAUAGGAUGAUGAUGAUGGAAUUGUUGCGAUACGUGCUUGCUGAUACUUUAGAAGUCUCGACUCAUGGCAUAAUAAUCUCAUACUUGACACUUUAAGCUUUAAGUUUCAAGUCCACAACAUAUACAUACGUCGGUGAAGGCAACUCCACCGAAGCUUACGAUAUUGAAAUUGAUGCAAUCAUGGUAUGUUUGCAAAACCUUCGCCCGCACACCUUUUUUAGGAAAUAAAUCGAUCCUCGACAAAUAUUGAUCGUCCUUCCGACUCUUGAGUCGAUCUUGAAC